AUGGAAUUUUCCACACUGGAAUUUUCCAUGACUGGAAUUUUCCUUGCUGGAAUCUUCCCUGCUGGAAUUUUCCAUGUUGGAAUUUUCCAUCCUGACCUUUUCCAUGCUGGAAUUUUCCCUGCUGGAAUUUCCCCCCUGAGCAUUCCGCGUGUUCCCGGCAGGUUCGGGAUCCGCCUGGUCCCGCGGCGCUCCGAGGAUCGCUACGACUGCUACAAGUGCCACUGGCAGCAGGGCAGGAUGAGCGGCUACGGAAUCUGUGAGUACGGGAACGGCCAGGUCUACAAGGGUUAUUUCAAGGAUGACGCGCGCCACGGAUUCGGGAUCCUGGAGAAUUCCUCGGCUCAGCGUCCCUUCAAAUACACCGGCCACUGGGAAAAGGACAAAAAGAGCGGAUACGGAGUCUGGGAAGACAAGGAGAGAGGGGAGAGGUACAUCGGGAUGUGGUGGGAUGACCGCAGGCACGGAGACGGAAUCGUGGUGACGCACUCGGGGCUCUGCUACCAGAGGAGGUUCCAGGCGGAUAAAAUGGUGGGCUCGGGAAUUCUGUUCCUGGAGGACGGAUCUGUCUACGAAGGGAAUUUCACGGAAGAUCUGACGUUUGUGGGAAAGGUGGGAAUUCCUUCCACAAUUCCAUAUUCCCAAAUUUUGGGAAUAUUCCUCAUUCCCAGAAGGAAAGCCGAA
Cyanistes caeruleus (blue tit) is the source of this 681-nucleotide messenger RNA. Lineage: Eukaryota; Metazoa; Chordata; Aves; Passeriformes; Paridae. The record is from RefSeq and is a predicted model, not a curated record.